This is a messenger RNA of Tribolium castaneum (red flour beetle), 1245 nucleotides long. It is a transcript of the gene eIF2beta, whose product is annotated as eukaryotic translation initiation factor 2 subunit beta. NCBI's taxonomy places the organism in Eukaryota, Metazoa, Arthropoda, Insecta, Coleoptera, Tenebrionidae. Gene Ontology annotation, biological process: formation of cytoplasmic translation initiation complex; translational initiation; formation of translation preinitiation complex. Bases 169 to 1128 code for a protein of 319 amino acids. The transcript is spliced from 5 exons. Gene Ontology annotation, molecular function: translation initiation factor binding; translation initiation factor activity; mRNA binding. Gene Ontology annotation, cellular component: eukaryotic translation initiation factor 2 complex. The record is from RefSeq and is a predicted model, not a curated record.
UGUUGGCACCGCCUUGCCACUUUUCACGUGUGGUUAUUCGAGUUGGCUGAUGCAAUAAUUCCUCAGCGAUUUUAAGUGAUUUUUCCGGAAAAUUCGCAGUUUUAGCCGUUUUCCCCACCGAAGCCAAGUUUCCUGUUUAGUGAAAAGCGCCCCAAAAGUGUGAAAAUCAUGGCAGAGGACGACGCCAUUUUCGAUCCUUCGCUCAAAAAGAAAAAAAAGAAGAAGAAGACCGCGUUCGAUAUCGAGGCGGCGUUGGCCGAGGGCGGGAACGACGCGCAAGACGCCGCCCCCGAGCCCGACACUGCCAAGGAGGACGAGCAAGAUGAUGCAAAUGUUGAUAUAGAUUUGGACUUCACCAAGAAGAAAAAGAAGAAGAAGAAGCCCUUCACGGCCGAGGAUUUGGACGCCGUUGCUGGGGAGGGGAAGGACGAGGGGAACGAAGGGGGGAAUCAGGAUGAGGGGGCUCUUGAUGAUAACUUCGACCUGGAAGUGGACUUCAGUAAAACCAAGAAGAAAAAGAAGAAGAAGAAUCUGGGGGAUCUGAUCGCAGAGGCUGAUGAGAAGCAUGAAGACAAGGAAAAUGUUGAGCGAAUUCCGGAAUCAGUGGAUGAAAACUCAGCCGUUUGGAUGACCUCCGAUCGUGAUUACACCUACGAUGAGCUUUUGAAACGUGCCUUUGAAAUAAUGCGCGAUAAAAAUCCCGAUAUGGCCGCUGGCAAAAAACAAAAAUUCGUUAUGAGACCACCACAAGUCGUCCGAAUUGGUACUAAAAAAUCGUCAUUUGCCAAUUUUACAGAAAUCUGUAAAAUGCUCCAUCGUCAACCGAAACAUUUACUCGAUUUUCUAUUGGCUGAAUUAGGUACAAGCGGUUCAGUGGACGGCAACAGUCAAUUGAUAAUCAAAGGUCGCUUCCAACAGAAACAAAUCGAAAAUGUUUUAAGAAGGUAUAUUAAAGAGUACGUCACGUGUCACACGUGUCGUUCCCCCGAUACAAUUCUCCAGAAGGACACUCGAUUAUUCUUUUUACAAUGCGAAACAUGUGGUUCCAGAUGUUCAGUAGCAAGUAUCAAGUCAGGUUUCCAGGCUGUUACCUCAAAACGUGCUGCAAUAAGAGCGAAAACAGCCUAGAUGGUAGGUUAGAGGCGCGCAAUAUUUAUACUUAUUUUUAAUUCAAAGUAGGUGUUGUGUACACUUUGUACGUAAUUAGCCAAUUGUUGAAUAAACAAGAUUGUGACACAAGAAAAA